This is a messenger RNA of Branchiostoma belcheri (Belcher's lancelet), 4782 nucleotides long. RefSeq names its product amyloid beta A4 precursor protein-binding family A member 2-like. The record is from RefSeq and is a predicted model, not a curated record. Gene Ontology annotation, cellular component: cytoplasm; plasma membrane; dendritic spine. Bases 121 to 3285 code for a protein of 1054 amino acids. The transcript has 13 exons. Gene Ontology annotation, biological process: chemical synaptic transmission. NCBI's taxonomy places the organism in Eukaryota, Metazoa, Chordata, Leptocardii, Amphioxiformes, Branchiostomatidae. Gene Ontology annotation, molecular function: protein binding.
GAUCGGAGAUGGAAAAUGUGCUACUAGUAUUUGGUUACGCACACCUGCUACAGACGACCUCUAGCGGACAGGUUUAGAAGUACAGCAUCGACGGGCGUUCCAAACCGAGGCUGACAGGUGAUGUCAUCAACAAAGAUGGCUGACAGUGGCGGCGGUCAUCGGGGGAAUCGGCGAAAAAACACAGGAAAGCGAGGAGCAAAGCAGAAUACAGACAUGACAAAGGGUGCAGGCAUAGGCAGCCGUGCUGGCCGGCGCGGGAAAGGGCGGCAGCGGGGUGGGAAAGGGAGCCAGCAGAACCACGAGGAGGACGGACAGUUGACCAACGAGCAGCCAGUUUUUAACGGUGGUAAUGGUAACGAUAUCACAACUGAAGCCACCAGUCAUUCAGAGCCGGAGGAGGUUGUUAUGGAUAGUGCGUCCAGGGAGGGUGCUUCCAGUCAUGAUCCGGAGCCUACAGAAGACGCAGGGGUCACUAAUGGCUUAGAUGAGAAUGAUUCAACAGAGGCAGACUUGGACAGAAACCUGGCUACUGAGAAAAAGUCUGCUGCAGAGGGCAGGCCAGGGUCCAAGGAAAACCAGUCCCCGAGACACCGAGUAAGAGGAGAGAUCGAUCCUGAGUUGGAGUCAGAUCAUUCCGUGUACGAGGACGCCAAAGAGCCAGAUCAGGACAAUACAGACAACCUGGAGGACAACACCAGCGAGGACGGGGAAGUGGCUGAGUCAGAGGGACCUGGGACAGAACAGGAGGAAGAUGGCAGUCAGACCAUAGAGCAGGCUGAAGAGGAUGUCCACCAAGAUGAGGAGGUGGAAGGGGACAGGUCAGAACCUGAGCAAGAGGUGGAAGGCCAAGGGUCGGAAGCUGAAGGUGAAGGGUUAGAAGAAGAGGAAGAGGUUGAAGGUCAAGGUUCGGAGCCAGAAGAUGCACAACAAGUUCAGGAUACAGAUGAUCCAAAUGCACCAGGAGAGGAAGAAGUGGAGGAGGAGGAGGAAGAUGAGGAGAUGCCUGAAGAGGAAGCUGUGGUUGAAAAUGAUGAACCUGAGGAUAGCAUACAAACUGUAGGUAGUGAAGAAAAUGCUGAUGAAGUGGAGGAAGACGAAGAAGAGGAGGAGGAGGAGGAAGAAGAGGAGGAAGGUGAAAUCGAAGAGGAAGAAGAAGAAGAGGAAGAAGAAGAAGAGGAAGAGGUUGAAGAGAAUGGAGAGGAGGAAGAUUACGAUAAUGGAGCUGACAAAAAAGAAGAGGAAGAAGUGCCUCCGGAGGAAAAUGAAGAUGAAGGAAGCACAGAAACAACUGUGGCUCAAAAGCAGCCAGAGGCUGAAUCUGACCCUGCAGUCCCCCACGAGGACAGUGAGAAUGUGACAGUCCAACAGGAUGCCACGGGUGAUGUUCUCACUGCUGCCUGCAGCAAACUGGUCAGUGAAGCUGGGACAGGCAAUCCUGUAGAUGCAGACUCGAGAUACAGGGGUGACCGAGCCUUCAUCAACAUCGAGCUUCUCAAGUCAGAGAGCAGGAGAAAGCACCCUGGCAGGAGAGGCCACAGAGAUGAGUACGAAGAAGACGCAGCCGAGGAAGACCAGCUCCCCCAGGAGGAGUGUAAAGACUUGCAGGAUGAUGAAGAGGAGCUGGACCGGGAGGUGGAGAGUUACACACAGGAGGACCUGCACGACCACAUGGGGCGGAGACUGCCGGGCUCGCUGGAGGACAGGUCACCCGUCAAGACCCAGGUGCAGCGGGAAGCCAUCAGCCUCGCCCUGAAGGACAUUCAGAAUGCCAUCGCUCAGAGCAAGAAGGUGACGUCGCCCUACUCCCCGGAGCCUCCGUCGGAGCCGGUGUGGGUGAUGCGAGAACCCACACCAACUCCUGAGGACGACAAGACGCCCGACACGGACGAGGAGAUUGAGAGAGCGUUCCGAGAGGCGCAGAUCCAGCGGGAGCGUCAGGCACGGGAGAGGCUGGAGAGGGGCGUGGAGGAGCCGCUGCCCCCCAGGAGACCCAACCGGUCGGAUCUCAACGCACCCAUGGAGCCAAAGACCAUGCGGCAGUCUUCCAGAGGCUACCACAAUGAGGGGCCUCAGGAGGUAGAGGACCUGAUUGAUGGGAUCACCUUUGCUGCCCGGUACCUGGGCUCCACACAGAUCUGGUCUGACCGUAACCCCUCCAAGAACGUGCGCAUGCUACAAGCUCAAGAGGCUGUCAGCAGAAUCAAGGGCCACAGGGAACAGAGGAAGAGUCCAACACCGCGUUUCAAGAACACAUGGUCCCACGGGAUGUAUCGCAGCCUGGACGUGGAGGUGCCAGAAGAUGAAACACAGCCCAGUACAGAGAUUGACCUGUCUGUGUCCACAGAGAAGAUACAGGUCAUCAACGCGACGUCACAGGAGGUAAUGAUGGACCACGCCCUCCGCACCAUUUCCUACAUCGCCGACAUCGGCACUAUCCUGGUCAUCAUGGCGCGGCGACGCCCGCCCCGACCCCAGCACGAACCCGGCACAGAGGUCACCGCAGGUCACAGGGACAAGAAACAGCACAAGAUCAUCUGUCAUGUCUUCGAGGCAGAGGAGGCCCAGCUGAUUGCCCAGUCCAUCGGGCAAUGCUUCCAGGUGGCGUACCAGGAGUUCCUGCGAGCCAAUGGCAUCACGGAGGACCACCUGAGUCAGAUGGACUACCAGGAGAUCCUCAACUCACAGGAGAUCUUCCACGAGGACCUGGAGGUCUUCAGUAACUCUGAAAACGCAAAAGAGGUUGUUAUAGACAAACCCAAAGGUGAAAUCAUGGGACUUGUGAUAGUGGAGUCCGGCUGGGGCUCCAUCCUCCCUACUGUCAUCAUUGCCAACAUGAUGCACGGAGGUCCGGCCGAGAGGUCAGGCAAGCUCAACAUCGGGGACCAGCUGAUGACCAUCAACGACACCAGUCUGGUGGGGCUGCCGCUGCACACCUGUCAGGGAAUCAUCAAGGGUCUUAAAAACCACGGAAAGGUCCGGCUGAACAUCGUGCAGUGUCCACCAGUCACAACAGUCCUGGUCAAGAGACCAGACAUCAAGUACCAGCUUGGCUUCAGUGUUCAAAAUGGCAUUAUCUGUAGUUUAAUGAGAGGGGGCAUCGCUGAGAGGGGAGGAGUCCGAGUAGGGCAUCGCAUCAUUGAGAUCAAUGGUCAGAGUGUGGUGGCCACAGCACAUGAGAAGAUAGUGUCCAUGCUUGCCAACUCAGUAGGGGAGAUCCAUAUGAAGACAAUGCCACAGUCCAUGUACAGAUUAUUGACAGGACAGGAGCAGCCCAUCUAUAUCUAGCAUUGUGCUGUAGUCCAGUGAUUUGUAGUAUCUGUUAGUCUUGCAGCUGUGAAGCUUCCCCUACUGUGGAGUACAAGAACUGCAGACAUGAGAAGCAAUUUGUGUUGCUGUUCCCCAUGGGUGUUUGUAGUAUGGUCCACCACAGAUACACUGGUUGCUGUUUGUACCAAGAUCUCCAAUGCCAGUUGCAAGUCUGACCCUUUAAAAAGACUUGCUGUGCAUUGUGUAGCAGCGCCAUCUGUCAUGAUGUAUUUGAACUACAAGCCAAAUACUCCAGACAGGAAUAUAAAAUGUUUAAAACCUUGAUGGAGAGGAUAGCAAAUGGAGCGGCUUUGGGGGAAGAUGGUAUGCUUUGUAGAGACUAGAAAGUGUUAAGAUUACACUUAAGAGACUGGUUUGCCAUUUUAUGUUAAACUAACUACCUUAUUUUGUUUUUAUCAAAGUAUUUUAUGUUCUGAAUUCUUAAGUGGAGCGAUGUUCACAAAACUAUCUGCUCAAGUUUGAGACCAAGUUUAUUUAAGGGCAAAAAUGGAAAUGGAGAGUUAAGGAACGAUGUUUUUAACUAUAAUGUUGUAUAUGAGGAUGUUGUAUUGUAGGUAUGUAGCUGUGCGAUCUUGUGCAUAGAGACCGUCACCUUGUAAUGUUACAGCAGAAGAAAUGAAGUCAGGCCGCCAUGUUGUAUAAAGUUGUAGCAAACCCCACGUUGGCCAAUAUAAUCUGUGAAUUUGCUCUGUAAUAUGAACUGUUGUUUUAUCAUAUCAAUCAAAGGUAACUUGUUAUCAUAAUUGUUGCAAAUGUCAGCCAACAGCUCAUCAUGGAAAGAUCCAUGUAGGUACCAUUAAUGUGUUAUUUGUAUUUGUAUAUCUAGGUUCUAGCUAACAAAAAAGCAACAGCCAUACCACUGACACAGCCACCUUAAAAAUGUAACCCCAGUGCAAUUGAGCUAGUAGGUUGUGAUAAUUGUUACUCAACGAAGAAAGAGUUGAUUGUAGAUGCAAAAUUUAUCCACAACUCACUUUUAGGUAUUCAACAACUUGCCUGCUUUAGAUGGCUUCGUAUCAAUAAAAAAAUGACUUCACCAAGCAGGACAGUUGCAGACUCGUGCAACGUACCAUUUUGUGAGUGGUUUGUGCAUACAAAUAAAAUGAUCUACAUGUAUCAUAGGAAAAGUUGUAGAAACAGUUGAAAAGCCAGCAGUACUAUGAUAUGACCACCAUACUAGUUUUUUUUAUAGCGAGAAUAUGUUCUCCAAGUGUGGUUGCAAGUUAGAAUAUACCUGAGGUACUCUUGUGGCCGCUUACUGCCAUUUGGCCUUAGUGUAUGUAAGAUGUGUAAAACAGUAGACAUUUGUCGUGAUAGUCUUCCAUAGUAACGUUACAUUGUACAUCAUUUGGGUCCAUAGGUUGCAGCUUCUCUCUGUGUCAUUGCUGUCUAAUUUAUCUGGAAUUAUCGUUCAGUCUGUAUAACCAGGCUAGAAUAAAGAAAUAUUACAUUGCA